AUAAAUAAAUAAACAAAUAAAAGCAAUAACAAUAUAUUACGAACGAGAUAAAUUUUUAUUAUCGUGAAAAAAUGCGAGAGAACCAAGGAACCUGAAAAUUUCUUUUUAAUCCUCGUCUUCAUUCGAGAAGCAAAUCUCGUAGAGGAAAAAAAAUAUUUAAGAAAAAUUAAAAUUUAAAGAAUAAAAAAGAGAGAAAAAAUCAAUGACAUACGAGUGAACCGAUAAAGAAAAGCUAUCGUUAAUAUCGUCAUGAGCGGAAGAAGAAGACCAAAAAUCGAGGCUCUCAUUGUAAAUGCGAUACGUAAACUUCAGGACGCACAGGGAUUGACUCCUCGAGAAAUCAGUAACUAUAUCACUCAGGAAUAUGACGUGCCUGGAACGGAAAUUAAAAAGCAAGUACAUCUUGCCCUUAAACGCGGCGUCUCCUAUGGGAUCCUUCGGAAAUAUAAAGGAGGAUACUACACCUGCAAUCAGGAUUUUCUUAAAAAACAGCCGAUGAAUAGGAACGAGAUAAAUGAGUUUUCAUGUCCACCAAAACGACGACUAUGCAGACCGAGAAGACGACAAUCACGAAGAAGAUGUAAAAGAGUUUGUCGAAAAAUACAACGAAGAAGAUCUGCAUGUAAGAGGAGACGACCUAGAAGAAGAAGUCUUUGUAGAAGAAGGAAUAGAAGUAGAAGAAGAAAGAGGUCGGGAAGAAGAUGCGGUACCUCGGAGUUUAACGAAAUGGAAGCAAUAUCGAAACAACCGAGACCGAACAGUGGAGACGACGAUGACAACAACUCGAGAAACGAGAGCAUAAGCGAUAGAUCUAGCCUGACAGAUCCGGAUGGAUCUAUGCAAGACCCACGACCAAACACACCGCCUAGCACUCAUAUGGAAUGAUCAAAAUAUUGUAAAUCGAUUUUUUUCGAUUCGAAAUUAUUUUUCGAGAGAAAAUUUGAGGUUGCAUUGAUAACGAUAUUUCCAUUUUCCAUUUGUUC
Molecule: messenger RNA, 983 nt
Organism: Vespula pensylvanica (western yellowjacket)
Lineage: Eukaryota; Metazoa; Arthropoda; Insecta; Hymenoptera; Vespidae
Product: protamine-like protein
Exons: 4
Coding region: 250-885 (211 amino acids)
Biological process (GO): nucleosome assembly
Cellular component (GO): nucleosome
Molecular function (GO): DNA binding
Source: RefSeq, a predicted model, not a curated record